AUGUGGAACAAGAUCAUUCUUCACAUUUUCGCAGCUCUUUUAAACGGUUCAUUCGCACUCCAGCUUCGCCUGUUUGUCAUUUUCAACUUCAUCUUUGUCGCGCCUGGAUGUAUCAAUCAAAUGCAGCCUUUCUUCCUGCACAACCGUGAUAUUUUUGAAACUCGCGAGAAAAAGUCUAAGACGUAUCACUGGGUCGCUUUCAUCGGUGCUCAAGUUGUUUCAGAGAUCCCAUACCUGAUCAUCUGUGGAACUCUCUACUUCCUUUGCUUCUACUUCACGGCAGGAUUCCCAGUCACACCCAAUGUCGCUGGCCAUUUCUAUUUCCAGAUGAUUCUCUUUGAGUCCCUUUAUACAUCCAUUGGACAGGCCAUUGCGGCAUACGCUCCAAAUGAGUACUUUGCGGCAGUGAUGAAUCCAGUCUUGAUCGGAGCAGGUCUGAUCGCAUUUGCCGGUGUUGUUGUUUCAUACGACCAGAUACAGCCAUUCUGGCGCUACUGGAUAUACUCCCUUGACCCAUUUAACUAUCUGGUUGGUGGUCUUCUUGGUGAAGUUCUAUGGGAUGUCCAGGUCAAGUGUGAGCCAUCUGAAAACUUCAAAUUCAGCGCUCCCUCUGGCCAGACAUGCGGACAGUACAUGGCCGAUUUCCUUUCCACUCAGUCAGGAUACUUCCUGGAUUCAAACGCCACGGAUACCUGUUCUUUCUGUCAAUACUCAACAGGAGCAGACUAUGCAAAGACUUACAGCCUGAAGGAGAAGUACUACUCGUGGAGAGAUGCAUCGUUUACUAAUUCCCAUAUCAAACUGGAAUCACUGCUCUGUUCUGUAUCUCAUCAUACGCCUUGGUCUUCCUCAUGA
Penicillium taxi is the source of this 855-nucleotide messenger RNA. RefSeq lists its product as uncharacterized. The record is from RefSeq and is a predicted model, not a curated record. NCBI's taxonomy places the organism in Eukaryota, Fungi, Ascomycota, Eurotiomycetes, Eurotiales, Aspergillaceae. Gene Ontology annotation, cellular component: membrane. Gene Ontology annotation, molecular function: ABC-type transporter activity. Bases 1 to 855 code for a protein of 284 amino acids. The transcript is spliced from 3 exons.